AUGGUCUCGUCCGCGCACAUCCUCGACCGGACACCCCUCCACAGCAACCCCUCCGUUGCGUCGCGUCCUUCCCAAUCCUCGCGUCGACAUCAUCGACCCGGACGCUCACACCAUGGUGGGUCGGCGCACCCUUCCACGAAUGACUUUCCGAUUUUCACAUACACUGGAGACACGGAGAUCGUGAUUCGCGCCGGCGCGCAAGAACGCCGUUAUCUUCUCCAUCGCCUGAUUCUGGCGCAAUGCUCGGGGUUUUUUGAGGCAAGCACCGCUGGAGAAUGGGCAGGACCAACAGCCCCGUCGCAGAUUUCGCCCAAGCCCGACGGUUCAUCCUCGCGGGUGAGCGAAGGUUCCUUGUCCAACGGAUCGACCUUGGUCCAAGUCGAGCAUAUGAAGCUUCCGUCCCGCGGUGAAGACGCCCGGCGAUGGAGGUUUGAGCUAAAUUGGGAGAACCGUGGGGAGGACGAGGAACCAAUUCUAGUGCAAAAGCGACCAUCCUACGCCCCCAUGUUUGAGAGCGACCACAGCCCUUUUUCUCCCGCAUCGAUGAAGCCGUCCAACGUCCAAGCGGGAUACUUUCGGUCCAUGGCCAAUCUGGCUGGAAUGCAGUCGGCGGCGCAUCUUCCGCCGACGAGGAACGGUGACCAGGAAGCCAUCGAUCCUUUGAUCCGCGACUACGACAAUCUGUUCCGCUUGUUCUACAACUACUCCCCCGUUCUCAACAGCGUCAACAUUGCUUCGGCAUAUACCGAGUGCAAGUCAUUGCUGGCCCUGGCGGACAUGUACGAUGCACUUCCCGUCACUGGUCCGCGAGUCGAUCACCAUCUACUCGGCUUUGGUUCGCGCUUGUUCAAGCAGAUUGCCAAGUAUCCGCCUAGCUAUCUGAAGCUGGGAUACUUGGCUCGAAGUCGUGUUAUCUUCUCGGAGGCGCUUGUCCACGUGGUGGGCCAGUGGCCCGCUGCCCUGCCAAAUUUACGGACUGAUUCUUAUGCGCCGUUGCCCAACGCGGUGCUCGAUCUGAUCGAGGACAAAUACGAGGACCUGGAGGACCUCAAGGCCCGUGUGGAGGCGAAACUUCUCCGAUUGUCUCUCACAACCUCUCGUGGCGAACGGGUCGGCCCCUCCAAUGCAUAUCUUGACUGGCUCGCUGUAUCCCUCUUCCGCCAGUGGCUCAUUGAGAACACCACUCUUCCCCCCGCCCCCAUUCUCAAAACUCCCUCGCAUACCACUGGUAGCACUCACCAACCGCCCCCAGUGUCUGGCUCCCAGACAACAUCCACGAGGCCUGUUGCUCAGCCAGAUCCGGUCGCCCGUGUGUACAGACUGAUCGGAUCGUCAUCUUCCCAGGCAUACCUGAACCAUGAGGAAGUCAAACGAUUUCUCAAGUUGUCUCCCACUCCGUCAUCCGAUCCGCUGUACACGCGGGAGACGUUGAAGCGAUUUGAACGGAAACUGGACGAGAUGAAGCGACUGGCUCGCGAAAUCGUCAAGCCCCUCACACGCAACUUCCUCGAGUUAGAUCACAAGACAGGCUCUGACCAAGUCCGCAGCGCUUCCGGCACUCGUGAAAGCAGCUCGUCAACCGGGUUGCCGUACCUCACUUGCACACGCGUCGAUGAAGCCGAUCUGCCGUGGGACCCCUGA
This is a messenger RNA of Penicillium oxalicum, 1641 nucleotides long. RefSeq lists its product as uncharacterized. Bases 1 to 1641 code for a protein of 546 amino acids. The record is from RefSeq and is a predicted model, not a curated record. The transcript has 2 exons. NCBI's taxonomy places the organism in Eukaryota, Fungi, Ascomycota, Eurotiomycetes, Eurotiales, Aspergillaceae.